Messenger RNA from Brienomyrus brachyistius, 2960 nucleotides. It is a transcript of the gene mgmt, whose product is annotated as O-6-methylguanine-DNA methyltransferase. Gene Ontology annotation, cellular component: nucleus. Gene Ontology annotation, biological process: DNA repair. Bases 72 to 746 code for a protein of 224 amino acids. Lineage: Eukaryota; Metazoa; Chordata; Actinopteri; Osteoglossiformes; Mormyridae. The transcript is spliced from 6 exons. Gene Ontology annotation, molecular function: methylated-DNA-[protein]-cysteine S-methyltransferase activity. The record is from RefSeq and is a predicted model, not a curated record.
CCCCCUUAUCCUUGCUAGCUUCACACCGCUGUUACGCUAGGUAGCUUCACGGUACUCUGCUCCAGACCCAGAUGAGUGACCGUAACCAGAUGAAGAGGCCGAAUCCCUGCACGCUAAAGAUGGUAGCGUUGCUGACUCCCCUGGGGAGGAUUGAAGUUAGUGGCUGUGAAGCUGGAGUCCACAAUAUCAGCAUCCAGUCAGAUGGGACCCUUGAUGAGCGGCCUUCUGGCUGCAUGCUGGUGGACACCCUGGAGAAUGUGCCCUCAGAGCUGCAGGUUUGUGUAGACUGGCUGCUAUCCUACUUCCAGAAUCCACGGUCCCUACAAAAAGGGGACAUGCCAGCCCUGCACCAUGCCAUCCUGCUGGAAGACACCUUCACCAGCCGAGUGCUCCACACACUUCUGAGAUAUGUGAAGAUUGGGGAGACCGUUUCUUACAAGCGUCUCGCAGAAAUGGCUGGAAACAUCCGGGCGGCCAGGGCGGUCGGCGGAGCCAUGCGCCGAAACCCAGUUCCCCUGCUCAUCCCAUGUCAUCGUGUGAUCUCCAGUGACAGGCAGCCGGGAAAUUACAUGGGCGGAAAGGGCAACCACAUGAAAUGCUGGCUACUGGCUCAUGAGAGAGCUGGCGGCUGGGACAGUCCACCUCCCCAGGGUGGGACGGGGCCUUUUCUAAUUACUAGACCCCGCACCGGAGCAAUCGCCUCCACCGACAGAGACUGCGCCCAAGCAACCGCCCUCCUGCUCUGACACGCCCGGAGACGCGCGCCCUAGGAGGGGGGUUUCAAAGGGCAAACGGCCGCCUCUACCGGCGAUUCCAGCAUCCCCGCAGUCACCUCAGCGGCAACCGCCUCCGCUGCCGGCGCAGCCGCUUCCACUGCGGGCACAGCCGCCUCCUCUGCCGCCUGCUGCACCUGAGCAGGCACUUCCUCUGCCAGUGGCCCAGGCUCCCGAGCAGGCGCACCUAUGACCGCCUGCGCAGCCGCUUCCGCUGCCGGCGCAGCCGCCUCCGCUGCCGGCGCAACCUUCCACACCACCGCCUGCUGCUCCUGAGCAGGCGCUUGCCUUGCCCGAGGACCAGAUUCCUGAACAGACACAUCCCCGGUCUGCAGCGCCCACGCCUGAGGCGCUCCCUCUGCCGGCAGCCCCCUCGCCCACACCCGAGGCGCGUUCUGUGUAUUCCCUGCCUGUGGCUCCUGAGAUUCCUGAUCCUGACCCCACUCCUAUCCCUUUGGCCCCAGUUCCCGAGGAGGUCCCAAAGGACUCCAUCGAAGCUCCUCCCUCUUCGGAGGUGGAGGAGCUUGAAUGGCACCCCUCGGGGACCUUGCUGGCAACCCCGUCACCUUCACCCCGACAAGCCCGACCCCGGUCGUGGGUCCUUAUGUCUGUGUCCCAUAAGGGGAGAGGACACAGACGCUGGGCUAGGGUCCCUCCCGCCCUGCCCCCUGGCUCGCCCUCGCUCGCCUGCGCUGGGCCUCAGGGGGCGCCUGCGGGUCCUGGUCCUCCAGGUCGGCAAUCGCCUGCAAGUUCCCCUCCGCAACCUCUUCGCCCUGCCUCGCUCCCUCCGCCGGGCCCUCAGCGGUUGCCUGCGGGUUCCCCAACGACGGCUCCCCAGUCGCCUGCGGGUCCCCCUGCUCGGGCGUGUAUUUAUGGAAAGAAAGAAUUUAUGGAAAUCUUGGUAAACACAGAUCAAAGAAUAAGUAGCCUAUAGAAUUAGGAUAAUAAAAGCCUAUCGAUUCUUAAAAAUGCAUUUAUUUUCAUAAUACCAAAGUCACAAUGUAAUAAGGGGGUCUGUGUGUAAAUAUAGGUUUGAAUUAUAAAAGUCGUUCGAUUCACUCAAACGAACGUUACUAGACCUCUACUUAAAGUAGUAAUUUUAACACUUCAACGGUGUGAUAUCAAAUAUGAUGUGUGUUCUCAACAUAAAAAAUUUAUUAUUGAGGGAAAUUGUGUCAUGAUAUGCUUAUACAAAUCAUUUUAGACAUUGGCUAUAAUUAAAUAUUCGUUUUGCAUAAUUCCUACGUUUUAAGAACGGUCCGGACGAGUUUCGAUUUUGGUUUUGUUAUUGUGGGUUUCAAAAUAAAGUUUAGUUUAGAAUAGGACCAGCGUUGUAAACUCGGUAUGUCAUAUUUACCGUAAAGCCGUGAACACAAUUUUACGUUUGAUGUUAACUGUUUUAUCUGCAUUAUCACACUGUGAUUCCCGUAUAAAUUUACAAAAACAUGACUCUGUUUAAUAUUUUAAUUUUCAUCAGUGGGUUUGCUCCUAAUUAAACAAUAAUGCUAAUAACAAUUUUAUUGUAUUUCGUUCAACACCGCAUGUCAGUUUUGAAAAAAUUAUUUAAUCAGGAAAAAACAGCAACAGAGGGGUAUAUAUAGUGUGACGACGAAGUGAUAUUGUUCGAUUGGGAUUUUCGAUUUAUGUAUUUAUUCAUGUAGACCUCAGACACGUAGAUAUGUUGCGAAUCAGGUGAGUAGGUGAGCUGUGUUGGGUACAUACAGUGACUGCAAACACUACGUCCAGCACCUCAUCCAGUGCUUGGACGUCCAGCACCUCAUACUUGUAACUUAUUACAGAUUGAGGUUUGUUGUUGUAUAUAAUUGAGAAUGUGGAUUCCCAGUCAUUUCCAUGAGGUUAGGCUUUGCACAGAGUAUGUUCUCAUUUCUCAGUUGGGUGUGAACUAUAUUAAGAAAUGACAGCAGCGAUUAUACCAAUGAAAUCCUGACAUCCAUCUCUGUCGAUGUGUGACAGAAUUAAACUGUUCAACUGUGUGACAGUUUUCAGUUGGUCACAGAGCAUGGGAGAGCUUCAGCAUUUCAUUCCCUCUCCUGUUCCUGUGCUGUGGCCCCUGCUGAGGGUUCAUGUUAUUGUCAUGUUCGUGUCUGUUCCACUUUUAAUUGUGGAGGGCUAUUCUGCUAUGGUGUAUGUCGUAAUAAUUGAAUAAAAAUUAAACCAAAUUCAUAA